Ectocarpus sp. CCAP 1310/34 is the source of this 711-nucleotide messenger RNA. The record is from the annotation of a GenBank genome assembly. NCBI's taxonomy places the organism in Eukaryota, Phaeophyceae, Ectocarpales, Ectocarpaceae.
AUGGAUUCGCGCGCAGCUCAGGCGGUGUUGUCGCUGGAAGGCGCGCCCCCGGAGUCCACGACGGCGAUAUCGAACUUGGUAUUGCUCUGUCGGCAGCGCGUAGUGGAGUACGCAGCUAGCACGGGCCAGACGAAAAAAGAAAUAACCGAGCUGGUCCAGUCGGCUGCGAACAUGGGCAGCCAGCGCGACUGGGAGUUCAUCACCAUGCUGGCAGGAUUUUUCCUGCAUGAGCACGCCGUUCUUAUCAUCGGGAAACUUCUCGGACUGCCAGACCUUCAGAUCAUCCACGAAGAUAUCGCGAAGAUCCAGCUCUACGACGCCACAGAGCCAUCCGUGCUGUGCUCGAGGCCCCUAACACUCACUCCCACUUUCUCACAGCCCUCACCAGGCAAGCAUAACGGAGCCAGCGGCUGGCCUUGCGGUGAAGUCAUCUCGGUGGCGCAGUACGUCAUGGAGAUUUUCGAGGCGAACUUUGAGGCGCUCGUGGCCGGUGCCGCCGGAGAUACGGACGGUGAGACGGACGGCGAGACGGACGGUGAGGCCGGCAGCGAUACCGGGCUCGAGCCGCCCCCUGAUGCAGUGCCCGAGGCUACCGAUGCCGAGGAGACGGACGGUGAGACGGACAGUGACGAACCGCCUCCCGAGACGGUUUCCGAUGCAAAAAAUUUGGCUCCAGUUUGGGACGUACAUGGCAGAGGGCGUGCGCUGUGA